CGAUACUCCCGUUCCCAUGGGAGUCCCUGACCGAGCCAGACAAACUCUUCCUCCUGGACUAGAAAUCCAGAAGUCCAGUAUUCCUGAUGCAGGCCUGGGAGUGUUUAAUAAGGGGGAGACUGUUCCAGUAGGUGCACACUUCGGCCCCUGCCAGUUAGAGCUGGUGAACAGAGAGGAAGCCAGGAACAGUGGAGACUCCUCAGUUGUAUACAGGAGCAUGCAGUGUGAAGAAUACAUUGAUGCCAAAAGAGAGAUGCAUGUGAAUUGGAUGAGGUGA
Molecule: messenger RNA, 277 nt
Organism: Neoarius graeffei (lesser salmon catfish)
Lineage: Eukaryota; Metazoa; Chordata; Actinopteri; Siluriformes; Ariidae
Product: histone-lysine N-methyltransferase PRDM7-like
Exons: 2
Coding region: 17-277 (86 amino acids)
Cellular component (GO): nucleus
Source: RefSeq, a predicted model, not a curated record